Messenger RNA from Saccostrea cuccullata (small rock oyster), 1909 nucleotides. RefSeq lists its product as uncharacterized. The record is from RefSeq and is a predicted model, not a curated record. The transcript is spliced from 5 exons. NCBI's taxonomy places the organism in Eukaryota, Metazoa, Mollusca, Bivalvia, Ostreida, Ostreidae. The coding region runs from base 280 to 1356 and encodes 358 amino acids.
GAGUUAAAAGAAACGUAUUGGCAAAAAUGUAAAAUAUACGUGAAAAUUGAUACCAUGAAGAUAACUUGACUUACAAAUUAAAAUGAAUUAUUGGUUAUAACAAGAAAUAAUCGGUCAUUUACACUGAAAAUUCAUUUGACUGGGUCCAGUGGGAGACUCCCUUAUCAUGGCGGCUGAUGACGUACUUGCGUCAUCACAGAUGCAGAUGCUGUGCCUGUGGCACUAAACUGUUGCACUGCUAAAUGAGAGUCACAGUGUAACUCAUUCCGAUAUCCUAAAAUGCCACAGUGUCUAGCAAAAUUUUGCACUGUAGUCAGAGGGAAUGGAAUAUCUACCUUUAGCAUUCCUGAUCCAAAAAAGAAUUAUGAACUUUGUGCAAAAUGGAUUCAGAACCUUGGGAAUGCAAAAUUAAAUCCCAAAACUUUUGUUUUUUCAAAAGAUAAAAUUGUAUGUGAACGACAUUUUAAGGAAGAUUGCAUCAAAGAGGAUAUAAGGGCUAAGAUAAUGGGAUACACACCACACAGAAAGCAAUUAAAAGAGGAUGCAGUACCUACAAUAUUUGAUGACAGCAAGCCUAAGAAAAGAAGACAAAUAAGCUUAAAAAGAUCUGAGAAAAAGAAGAAACAAGAGAUAAUUAGAAGUGUUAUGAAAACCUGGAGUAAAGCUACAAAAACAGAGCCUGAUGAUCAACCUUGUCCAUCAACAAUGAACAAAUCAGAUGUACCAAUAAAUCACAGAAAGAGAAAAUCAGCAGGAAAAGUAAAAUCUUCAAAAAAGAUAAAGCUCAAUGAAGAAAUGAAAAAUCAGGAAACUUUAAAAAUUCCCAUCCAAUCAGAAGAUAAAUCAACUUCAUGUAAUAUACAAAUAGAAAUACCCAAUCAUGGUCCAGCGUGCAUCCUAAGAAUCAAUCCAUUAAUCUCAAUAUCAGAUCAUAAUUACUGCAAAGUGCCAAGUGAAGCAGACCCACCUAUAGUCUUACAUCCACUCCCCCCAAAAAAGCCUGCCUCAGAUUCCUUUCAUGAUUCACUAGAGAACCUGUCUCAAGUAUGUGAAAAAGAUGAUUUGUUUCAAUUUUCUGAAAAUACAUGUGAAUCACCAGUUUCAUCACCAAGUGCUAGUUCUUCUGUCCCCACGGCUGCAGGAAAUAAUUUAUCAAAGGAUACUGUCAAUGAAUCCAAGUUUGUGGUUUUUUCAAGCUGCCUGGAUGUUCUUUUCAAAAUGAUUGUAUGUCAGAUCUGUCAUUCACCAUUUGAUUUUGAAGAUGUAAGGAAAACCAUUGAAGGAAGUGCCUUGAAGGUCAAUUUUUCAUGUUUAAAUCAUCACUCCUAUUCUUGGAAAUAUCAACCUUAUAUUUGAAAGCAACGUGUAGGAAAUAAUCCUUUUGACAGCAGCAACAUAUGCCUCUGGAAAUACAUUCUCUUCUAGAUCAAGUACAUUAGUGCAAAUCAGUACUGUAUUUUAUGAUAUUGGAAACAAAUUUGUUCUGCCUGCAAUGGAUACUUUUUACCAUGAACAGAGGACUGUUUCACAACAUAAACAUCUUAAAAACAAACAAUUGACAGUAGUUAUUGAAGAUGGAAAUUGUGAUAGUCCUGGGUUUCAUGCAAAAUACUGCACAUACACCGUAAUGGAAGCUGUAAGCUCUGCAAUACUAGAUUUCAAGGUCAUUCAAGUUGCAGAAUCUAGUUCAUCAUCUUCAAUGGAGCUGGAGGGAUUCAAAUGCUCUUCCAAAUCUCUUACUGAUUAUAAUGUCAGUAUCAAAAUUUUCUGCAGUGACAGGCAUAUACAAAUAAGAAAAUAUAUAAAGGACCAAUUGCUGGAUGCUUCCCAUCAAUUUGAUGUCUGGCAUAUGGCAAAUAGCAUUUGUAAAAAAAAAAUGGUAGCUAUAGCAAAGAAAAAAGAAAAUGAA